Molecule: messenger RNA, 5643 nt
Organism: Rhagoletis pomonella (apple maggot)
Lineage: Eukaryota; Metazoa; Arthropoda; Insecta; Diptera; Tephritidae
Gene: Sos
Product: protein son of sevenless
Exons: 14
Coding region: 450-5510 (1686 amino acids)
Biological process (GO): Ras protein signal transduction; positive regulation of GTPase activity
Cellular component (GO): plasma membrane; nucleosome
Molecular function (GO): protein heterodimerization activity; structural constituent of chromatin; DNA binding
Source: RefSeq, a predicted model, not a curated record
AAAGUGAGUGAAAAUCGAAUCGAUUUUUUUCAGUAUUUGGUUAAUUUUUUCAACCUGUAUUUACUACAAAUCGCAAAAUAGAUAUACGCAUUCUGUAAUAAAAUUUUAUGUUUGUACAAAGUGAAUUUAAUAAUAAAUUCAUAGGCGCACAGUGCAGGGCAUAAAAAGUAAAGUGAAGCAUUGCAAUAAGCAAACAGUAGCUGAUGAAUUAUUAGUAAAUAUCAUAUCCAAUACUUUUCGUGUAGUGCCACAAUUGAGCCGUAAUCAAAAAUCUGGGGAAUGAUAGACAUUCUGAAAUUAAACUAACAAUGGCGACUAGUGCAAAUAUAAUAACUCCAGCUUGAUAGCUUCGUCUCAAUUUACAAUUGUGACGGGGGUGCAACGUGAACCCUAACGGUGUAGGUCGUGGAGGUUGUUAUUAGAGUUGGCUAAUCGAUUAGAGAAUCGAAAUGUUCUCUUCUCAGCAUGCCUGUAGCAGCAGCUGCGAUGAUGAUGGAUACGAUUUUACCAAAAGCGAAAAUGCAGGGCGCUGGAAAGGAUUAUUUAUACCGUCCCUGAGGAAGGUGCUAGAACAAGUGCACCCACGCUUAUCGGCCAAAGAAGAUGCACUACUGUUUGUGGAAACACUUUGCUUACGCAUUUUAGCGAUGUUAUGCGCUAAACCACUGCCCCAUACCGUACAGGAUGUGGAAGAGAAGGCGAAGAAAUCAUUUCCAUAUCCAAUCGACCAAUGGGCUUUAAACGAAGCCAGGGAAACUGUUUCCUCAAAAAAGAAAAAAUGCGUGCUGCCAACGGACAGAGUACAUAGCAUGCUUCAAAAGGAUGUACUUCAAUAUAAAAUUGACAGCAAUGUCUCUGUGUUCCUGGUUGCGAUAUUGGAGUAUAUAUCUGCAGAUAUACUAAAUUUGGCUGGCAAUUAUGUUCGCAAAAUAAAACAUUUGGAAAUAACGAAAGAAGAUAUUGAAGUAGCAAUGUGCGCUGACAAAGUGUUAAUGGAUAUGUUUUAUCAAAAUGAUAUGAAAUCUAGCAAUUUGGCAAUCACGCUUCCAACCCUACCAGCGCAACGCGCCAGUACCACAUAUGAGGAAGUUGUAAAGGAUCUCAUUAACGAUGAAAAACAGUAUCAACGUGAUUUACAUAUGAUAAUACGUGUUUUCCGCGAAGAGCUAGCUAAAAUUGUACGCGAUCCAAGAGAGUUGGAGCCUAUAUUCUCCAAUAUAAUGGAUAUUUACGAAGUAACAGUUACCUUGCUCGGUUCGCUAGAAGAUGUUAUAGAGAUGUCACAAGAACAAAGUACGCCCUGUGUGGGCAGUUGUUUUGAAGAAUUGGCAGAAGGUGAAGAAUUGCAUGUAUAUUCGAAAUAUGCCAAUGAAGUGACUUCACAAAAAUCUAAAGAUGCGCUUCAAAAUUUGCUAGCUAAACCGGAUGCAAUGUCCUUAAUGUCUGCUGGACAUGGAUUCCGUGAUGCUGUUAAGUAUUAUCUUCCUAAAUUGCUUUUGGUGCCAGUAUCGCAUGCUUUUGUUUACUUCGAUUACAUAAACGUAUUGAGGGAGCUUAGUCGUUCUGAAGAUGAUAUUGAGAGUUUUAAACAAGUGCAAGGCUUACUGUGCCCAUUGCAAAGUGAGCUUGAGAGCAUAUUGGGAAGUCUACCCAAAGAGACGCAUGUGCCAUUGAGUAGCCGCGCUCGUCGCCAAUUGGCAAUUGAACGCACGCGUGAACUACAGAAUACCGUCGAACAUUGGGAUAAAGAUGUUGGACAAAAUUGCAAUGAAUUCAUAAGAGAUGAUUUCCUUGGUAAACUGGGUUCCGGAAAGCGUAUUGCCGAACGCAAAGUUUAUCUAUUUGAUGGACUUAUGGUCCUCUGUAAGGCGAAUACAAAGCGGCAAGCGACAUCAAAUGGCGCACCGUGUUUUGAAUAUCGCGUAAAGGAAAAAUUUUUUAUGCGCCGCGUUGAAAUCAGUGAUCGAACAGAUACAGACGAAUUGAAGCAUUCAUUUGAAAUAGCGCCUCGCGUACAACCUCCAAUUAUACUCACUGCUCGUAAUGCUCAACACAAAAACGACUGGAUGGCUGAUUUAAUAAUGGUUAAUACCAAAUCCAUGUUAGAUCGCAUACUUGAUAGUAUAUUGUUGGAUAUUGAAAAGAAACAUCCAUUGCGUAUGCCUAGUCCGGAUAUAUAUAAGUUUGCUGAGCCUGAUAGCCCGGAUAAUAUCGUAUUGGAAGAGCGUGAAAGUGCUAGUGUGCCACAAAUAAAGGGCGCCACACUAGACAAAUUAAUCGAAAGAUUAACCUAUCACAUUUAUGCCGAUCCGAUGUUCGUGCGCACAUUCCUGACUACAUAUCGCUACUUUUGCACUCCUCGUAAUCUGUUAUCGUUGUUGAUAGAAAGAUUUCAUAUACCUGACCCGAGUUUGGUUUAUCAGGACAAUGUACAGGGUGUUGAUAAGGAUGCAUUGAAUUGUGAUACAGACAAGUUGCAUAAAAAUUCGCAACGGGAAGACUGGAAACGUUAUCGCAAAGAAUAUGUUCAACCGGUGCAGUUUCGUGUGCUGAAUGUGCUGCGGCAUUGGGUGGAUCAUCAUUUUUAUGACUUUGAGAAAGAUCCAACGCUUUUGGAUGAGUUGGAAAAAUUUUUGGGUCUUGUAAAUGGCAAGUCAAUGCGAAAAUGGGUGGAUUCGGUUUUGAAAAUCGUUCAACGAAAGAAUGACCAAGAACAGAGUCACAAACCGAUUACAUUCGCUUAUGGACAUAGCCCGCCACCUAUUGAACAUCAUCUUAAUGUUCCUGAUUCUGAAAUUAACUUGUUAACGCUUCAUCCUUUAGAGUUAGCGCGACAAUUGACCCUACUUGAAUUUGAACUAUACAAAAAUGUGAAACCAUCGGAACUUGUUGGCUCGCCAUGGACAAAAAAGGACAAGGACGUGAAAAGUCCAAACUUACUCAAGAUUAUGAAGCACACCACCAAUGUAACACGAUGGAUUGAAAAGUCAAUAACAGAAGCGGAAAAUUAUGAAGAGCGAGUUGCAAUAGUGGCGCGAGCCAUUGAAGUUAUGAUGGUAAUGCUUGAAUUGAAUAAUUUCAAUGGAAUUCUAUCUAUCAGUGCUGCUAUGGGGAGCGCUUCUGUGUACCGAUUAAAGUUAACAUUUCAAGGUUUACCAGCACGAUAUGAGAAAUUCCUAGAAGAAUGUUGGGAACCCAACGAUGGACGCUUGAAAAAGUAUCAGGAACGUUUACGCUCAAUAAAUCCGCCAUGUGUGCCAUUUUUCGGUCGAUAUCUCACUAAUAUUUUACAUUUAGAAGAAGGCAAUCCUGACUUUUUGCCCAACACAGAGCUUAUAAAUUUCUCCAAACGGCGAAAAGUGUCGGAAAUAAUUGGAGAAAUUUUACUUUAUCAAAAUCAACCCUACUGUCUGUCGGUGGAUUCAAAAAUAAGAAAUUUCUUGGAAAAUUUGGAUCCAUUCAAAGGCAUGACUGACACGGAGAUAUCAAAUUAUUUGUAUCAUGCAAGUCUUCGCAUAGAACCCAGGGGCUGCAAGCAAGCACCUAAAUUUCCGCGCAAAUGGGCAUCAAUUACUCUGAAAUCUCCGGGCAUAAAGCCGCGACGCCAAAACAACACUAGCAACAGCAAUAGUGUAAGCACUGGUAGCGUUAGCGGCAAUUCCUUAUUACAAGCGUCAUCAAUUUUUGGUACACGUGGAACGACUCACAGCAGCAGCAAUGCAGUAGAGUCAACCAUUCAAGCAGUUAGUGGAAGCGGUAGCGCGGCGAUCAUUGGUGGAGGCACACUAGGUGAUCAGCAUAGCCCUAUCAGUUAUAUUUCACAUACGAGUACAAGUGCUCAGACGACGACCGCAGCAAAUACUAUUGGUGUGAAUCUACCUGAACGCAAUGGAGAAGCACAAAUGUGGGCUCAUAAUGCCCCAGGUGGUGGGGGCGCACAUGCUGGCCAUGGUACAGAAUCUGCGCAUAAAACGGAAUUUCAAUAUUCUAAUGGAGAGGAUGGGGGCGGACACUCAGCGGCACCUCAGCUACCCAAAAAAUCAAUCUCAUCGUCGGCUGGACCGAAUGCGUGGAGUGGUGGUGAAAGUGUUUUAACUGGGGUUGGUGCAUGUGCUAGCAGCGCAGAAAAGAUGUCAUACACACCAAUUGAUACGCCGCCAACGCGUUUGGAAAAUAUUUGGCAUAUGUCGGAUGAAAUAUAUGGAGCACAUCAUUCGCCACAUCAGCACCAGCAAAAACACAAUAGGUCGAAUAGCAACAGCAGCAAUGCGGCCGCAGCGGUAUCGGAAAAAAUAGGUGGAGAGCCUCCGUUGACAUCACCGUUGCCACGUGUGGUGAUAAGUCCACGAACCGAUGUGGGUUCCACGAGUACACGCACACCAUUCCAGAAUGCGCCAUCACAUCCGCACAAAUUCAGCACAAACCAUUUUAGUCCAACUAACGCUGGAACUCCUGGAAGCGCAGCCCAUGUGAGCAAUGCAAGUCCUCAAUUGCCUGACAUUGAAUCAGGCAAUUCUCCACUACCCGUAUCUCCUCAUGUGAACGUCCCAUCCCCGCUUAGCACUGAAUAUCGUUCCGUGCCACCACCGUUGCCGCCUCGUAGAAAGGAGCGUACUGAAAGCUGUGCCGAUUUAGCACAGAAAAGGCAAGCUCCAGAUGCACCGACUCUACCACCACGUGAUGGUGAACUCAGCCCACCACCAAUUCCGCCUAGGCUUCAUCAGUCCAUCGGCACAUAUCCUCGUAGCUACACAAACGAAUUUAAUGGCAGGAGUAACUUAUUGCUCCCAAAUACAAGCAGUAUUAUGAUUCGACGUAAUUUGGCCAUAGAAAAACGUUCAUCAUCGUCAUCGUCAUCUGCAAGUGCCAGUGGCAGCGGAGUCGCAUCUUCGUCGAUAUCAACAGCAGCAGCAGCAUCGGCUGCAAUGUCGCUACACUCAGCAACGGCUACUGAUGGCUCAUCAUUAGCUUCGUCUUCAGUAACGACGAAUUCUUCUCAAUGCCCGCCAUCUUAUCCCCCGUUUCCGCCGCCUACAAUCGCUGCAAGUCACUUUAAUGCUGGUACUUCAAUAUCGGUGUCAACUUGGGAUGAUCAAGCCAUAUCGCCUGCACUUAGCUCCUCUACAACGACAUCUCCAAUGACGCCAAUGACUCCGAUUUCCCCACACAUUCCAACCGGCGGAGUUCAAGUAUCUGAUUUGCACGGCACAAUUGCACCGCCUUAUCAUCAUCGAUAUAAAUCGGCUGCAAUAGCACAAACAUCAGGACUACCUAGUUCCAUCAACUCUUAUACAACAGCGAUGACGCAGCAACAACAGCAUGAGCAACGCUUUCCCCCACCAUCAUUAGUUAGUAGUAGUGCGCUAACAGCAAAAUCGUCUCCAAAAGAAUUCUUUCCCAUAACCGAAGGCACUCCCAAACUUCCACCAAAACCUAGUCUAAGUGGAAAUUUUUACAACUCCUCAGAUAAAGGUACGAUGUUUCCUUACCCAAGUACAAAUCAAGAUUAAUAUUUAUUGCCUGGCGAUGUGAUACGGACGAAGAUUUUUAUCCACUCAGCAAAAUACGUUAUUAUUAAUGUAAAUAAUUAACUGUAUUAAAUGUAGAAGAUAAAAAUAAAAUAUUAUAGAUUAUUGUUAGAAU